AAACCUGUGGCGUUUGACGUCGUGGAAAAAAACAGAAUUUAAUUUACGACAACUCUUGCCUCGUGGCUAACCUGGUCAUUACUUAUGCUAAGCAAUAUAAUCAGUCAAACAGUGUACCCCAUCGGGUGGAAUGUCUAACUUGAACAGGAAUGGACCCGGAGUCGCUGGUCGACUUGCGGGAAACGUGAAAUCUCACAAGACCAACAAACAAACUUUUCCAAAUAAACAGAGCAGGGCUGGCGUUGUGAGCAACACAAGAACAAACAAUAUCGAUGUAACUGCACGUCGUGGGGAGGGAGGUAAAAUAGAAUGUACAAUUCAAAGGCUGACAGUGGUUUUGGAAGGCGGAAGCACAGAGCGUGUGACAAAUGCACUGGACAAAUCACAUUUUGGUGGCAGCAGUGUUCUCGUGGGUAACAGGCCACAGCAGAAAUGUAAAAGUACCAGUAUCAGAAGGAGGAGAUCGGGAUCGCGUUUAAGAAGCAAUUGCUAUGAGAACAGUGGACUUUGCCAAGUUUUGGACCCGACGAAUAUCGAUCGAUCGAGGAAAGUUCGGGACGAGGAAACCUUCGCCUCAGUCAGCAGUCUGCCAAGGCUUGGAUCACCGAGACUAGUGAAUCAUUAUGUUGAUUCCGUGAGUGUAGGCGAGAAAUGUUCUGUUAUCCUUCCUAAACAGACUAACUUAGUGUUACGUAACAUUAGCCAAAGCAGAAACCUGCAGCAAUCAUCAAAAGACCCCAAGGUAGGAAGAGGAAUACAGAGCAAAGCCUGCCACCUACUGCAACCAAUCCCGUGUAGGCUGCAACACAAGUCGGAUGUUAAUGUUCUUCUGAAUAGAAACAAUUUAAAGUCAAACGGGACACGAUGUAAUUCGGAAAGUGGACUGAAAGAGAAAAAGGGGAGGUAUCCUAAAUCUGGACGCGAAAAUGGAAACAUCAAGUCGAUGGAGGUGGAAAAAUCGGAAACAACCGGAAAGUGUAGGAACCGCGACGAGAAUAAUUGUUACAAGAGUGGAAGUCUUGAGAAAAAAUCGGAGAAAGUAUUUCUCGACCAUUCAUUUAUAGCAGGGGACAUGGAGAGCGACGAGAGACGUGGGGAUAAGAAUAAGCGUGGCUUGAAAGCCAGUAAAAUUGCAGUGUUAUCAAAGUCUAGUGGUCAACGGAAGUCCGUUACCCCACAAAGGUUUAGAAGUGGGGAUACAUCAUACAAGUCCCGCCCGGCGAAUAGUCGGGUUGUCAGUGUUCACAAAUCGGUCUGUACCUCUUUGCCAGGUAAUUUAUUAGGAGCAGAGAUAACAGACCGAAAUGGCACGGAUUGUAAAGCGAGCAGACGACGUGAAAUUGGAGACGAUGGAAGGUGCGCAAGCAGUGGGGAGAAUAUAACAGGCUUAUCUAGAGGAAAGGUGUUCCACUCUACUUUGGACUCGACUCAGUGUGGAGGUGUGGCAGGGACGAAUGAAGUCUCUCUCGGUGACAGGACAGGCGUGGAUACACUCGGCAGGCAGACGACACAAGAAACAGACGACACCGCCCAACACGCGUCACGUGCAGGCAGCGCCAAAGCGUCUCGUAAAAUUUGUCAAAGAUCAGUGGAUUGUAAUGUAAUAGUCCGUGACAAACGUACCGUGAGACGGAAGGAAAUAAUUGCACAGACUGGCAGAGUGGGACAGGGUUGUGUUAUUUCAGAUAAUGCACAACGGGAUUACGGAGAGAUAACAACAGGAUUAGAAUCACCGGUGUGUGCUGUGACGGAGAUCAAGUAUGGGCAGUCGGUGAAUAACGGUGAGUUGUCUGUUGUGUGCGAUUCGCCUGCUAACCAGCCACUGGUACGUGGUCAUAAACAAGGAAAUAUUUCACACACGGAUCGUAAUUAUGAUUCAUUAGAUGAACAGUCAGACUGUAAAAACAGAGAUGUAUGCAGGGUUGAGGUUUCGCAUUCGAAUGUUACUGACAGAUUUCAAGGAGGAGCAUGUUUAAGCAAUAAUAAACCUGAUGACGUUGCAAGCUCUCUAAGUGAUGGUUUCCGCGUGUGUGAAAAAAUAGGAAAUGUUGGUAGAAGUGAAGGCAAAGCGACCCAGCACCAGAAACAACUGUCAGGUAUUCCUAGCUAUCAGGGCGCCUACAAGUAUGCAAAAGCUCCCAACGUGAAAAAGAAAAAGUUGCUUAACCAAGACUCAUAUACUGGAACUGUAACAGCAGUUUCAGAUGGGAAUGAGUUUGGUGAAAGUGUUGAAAAAACUGACAGAGAUGAUACACAUGUGUCAUGUAGCCCUGGCAGUACAAUUUCAGGAGCUAGUAAAUCCCUGAAGCACAAAGUCCAUUCUACUCCAGUCUAUGAAAAUGGAACCAAAAAAAGUGCAUGUGAGUAUAAUUUCUCUGAAGAUGGCAAGAUAUAUGAGGAGAGUGAGUUGUUGCUCGUUUCAGAUAGUGUGUCAUAUCUUGUAACACUAUCAGAGCGGGAUACAUCAGCUCAAACAGACAAAAACUCUUCCCCGUCUGACACUGCAAUUUGUGAAAGUUCUGCACCAGAAAAUCUGGCAGAAACAGAUGCAGGAGGGGAAUCAUUAGGCACAGUAGUAGGAACAGGAUUCCCCCGGAGGUUGCUAUCAGUUGGUGAUAAGGAGAGAAAGGCAGUAGGCAGCAAUGGUGAUCGGUUGUUAGGCUCAUCUUCAAAGGGAGGUGAAAAAUUCCUUGUUCAAAGUGAACAUUGUGUUGGCACUGAAAAGGAUGGAUCAAACUUUCAAGAUAUAAACUCUUUUGAAACAGGUGAAAGAAAAAAUCACUCAAGUGAAAUGUUUAGUGAUUUCAAUCAUGAUAGAAAUUACUUGGUUCACCAUGGGAGUAAUUAUUGCAAGAAUUCUGACACUGAGGAGCAUUGUGAAGAUGGUAUAAAUAACUAUAUCCCAUUACAUUUUGAAAAUGGUGGCAUUGGUAAUGGGUGUAUAACACAUCAAGCAUCAAUAAAGUGUGAUCCUGACCAGAAUAAAUCUAUGGCAACCAAAGCAAGUGGUCCUGUCAAGGAAAAUAUGAGACCAUCACAACAGAAGAGUCAGGGAUUAAAACGACAGACUGGACACGCUUCUUUGGACAUCAAUUUGGCAGAAAAGAAAGAGUGUGGUUCUGGAAAACAAUUAGCUGAAACAACACCAAGUAGAAAGAGAAAUAAUGCUAGCGCCUCACGGCUAAUGAGGCCUACGAUUUCAUCAGCUAUUAAAAGUAGUCCAGAAAUGGCAAAAAAGUUGAUACCUAUGGUGAAGUCUCCCACCAGCCCUGAUACAAUGUUUUCUCCUCCAAUGGAGAGAAAGAACAAAGAAUGGAAGAAGAAUGAGAGUUCUGGAAAAAUGAAACUUCAAACAUUUUCCAGUGACAUUGUUGCACAUAAACCACUUCAGGUUAAGUCUUGUGAUAAGGUUUUAACUUCUCCAAGGUCUUCUGUUUCCUCAACUGACGUCAGUGUUCCUAGUUGUGCAUCCGAGAAAGAGAGUGAGAUAUCCAGCAGCGGGACGUAUCAGAAACACAGGAACAGAGCCACAAAAACUACUGGCGUAGCACCCAAGAUGCAUCAGAGUGCAAAAUCUGAUUCAUCAAAACACAGAUCUAAGAAGUGCAGAACAGUGAAAGUGGAUGAAAAUUUGGUGUUGGAGGAGUUUGGUCAGACUGCCAACGCAUAUCACAAACAAAGUGGUGCACAGAAAAGCUGUAGCAGAGAAAAAGGUGAACUAAAAAAUAAUAGCAUCACAUCGAAUGAAUUUACAGAAAAAGUUGAAUCAUGUGACAUCAAGGUUGAAAAAACAAGACGAAAUGUUGAGACAUAUGAAAAUUGUGUUGAGAGUGGAAUGGAUAGCAAUCGAAGCAGCUCUGAGAGGGAAUAUUUUGUGAAAGAUGGGUCAUUACCUCAGAUCACAAAGAUGAAUUCUUUGAAAGAACCAGGAUCUGAAAAGGAUGAAGUUCAAAGUGACAACAAGGUGAUAAAGAACAUGAAGAGGGAUAAGAUAGGUGAGAAACGUUUCAGAAACACUUCAUCUAUAUCAAAUAAACCUGACUUGAAACUUCAUGCAAAGAAAACCUCACAGAACUGUGCCAAGCCAAAGACUGUACAGAAUUCAAAUAUGAAAGUCACUUUGAAAAAGAAAAAGGACUCUGGUGAUUGUGUCUGUGCGACAGAACCUGUUGUAUGUGACACAGUUCAAAGGGGAGGGUCACUGUCCCCAACACUGUCUGCCACAUCAACUGAAUCAAAAUCUGGGAAGCCUAAACAAAAAGCAUCAACGGUGUCAGCACAUGAUCCCAGGAACAUUAGGAUGGAACGUGUUCCAAGCAGAGUGACAAUCAGCGUAUCAGCAAGUCAAAAGAAAGGCACUGAAAUUAAAUCUGUAAAAUCUAUUAAAUCAGUGUCUGAAGAUCGGAAAGAUAAAGCCAAGACAGUGAAGAAAACAUUGUCCCCUUCGAGUUUGAAAAAUAUUGAAAUGCAAAGUACAAAAAACAGCCUAAGACACAAAGUACAAUCUGGAAGUAAAUGUUCAAGCUCCAAUAUGCCUCAGCAUCAGCGUAGUGUUUCUAACUCACCACGAUCAUCUGUUGUGGAUGAUGAUACAGACAGUGUUCUUAGUUUUAGUUCAGCCACUUCCAAAAUGAACAAAUCUCAUUCAAAACUGCCAAGGGCUUCAAGAUUGCCAAGCACUACUCAUGAUAAAGGUAAAGGGCCUACUAUGGGUGGUAAACAUUCUGAUAAAACAGAAAAAUCUGGCAGUUCUGUUUUGACAAUGUCAGGUGUUGCAUUGAAGACAGCAGAACCAGCAGGAGGAAAUAAUCGUCCAAAGAAAGACACUCUCAACUACAAAGAAGCUGUCUGUGAUGUUCAGUGUGACUCCAAACCAACACUGAAGAAGAAGAACUUAAAGGAUAACAUAAAUCGCAAACAACGUGAGUUGUCCCCCUUGACUGCUGGAACAGACUGUAGUGAGUACAGUAUGUUAGAAGAAGUCAUUCCUAGCAUCAGUGACUAUGACACAGAUAGAAUGGAUGACAGUGAUCAUCAUUCACACGGGCCAGCUGACACGAAAACCAAAAUGAUUGAUAAGCCACAUUCAUUGCCUGCCAGUGACCAGUCAACUGUUGAGUCCAAGAAGUUAAAAACUAAACCAAAAUCACUGACAUCACCUAAAGUUGAGUUGAGGAAAAGCCAACAGGGAAAGUUCUAUUCAAAGAAGACAUCUCCAUCUUUACCACGGAUGAACUCCAAAACAUCACCAGGAUCUCCAAAAUCUGACUGUAAGAAAUCCCCACUAUCUCCUGCACAGUUAGUAAAAUCUGGGACCGAUGGUAGUCCGAGAGGUGCAAGAACUGAUGUGAAAACAUCGAAGACUACUGUAUCUAAAUUACCAAAGAAAUCUGGAUUAAAGAAGUCACAUAUUGAUGUUCCAAAUUCUCGGUCAUUGUUAGCCUUAGAACAAAGAUAUACAGCUGAAAGACUGGAGCUGAUGAGACUUAAGAUACCAGCUGAAAUGGACUUCAGUGAUGUCAGUCGACCUUCAACACGAGAAGGAUCUGUGGACAGUCGAUUUGAUGAUGACCGCUGGUCAAUAUGUUCAGAUAUUUCCAGUGUGUCAAGAGCAUCUUCAAUUAGUAAAAGUAAUAAGACUCAAACCUCAGGUUCCAAAGUUCCAAGAAUUGCCGUCCCAAGUUCAAGGAUCAAACCGGCUAGUGAACGACUUUCCUCAAAGACUCAUACUACUGUAGGUAAAUCUUCCCUGCCAACAAAACAGCUGAGACUGAAAGGGAAAAGUGCAACUGAUUUCUGUAGUUCAAGUGAAACUGUUAGCAAGAAAGUUGGGAGUAAACAUACAAGUCCCACAGGGGAAAAUCUACAGAGAAACAAAUAUGAGAAAUUAGAUAAUGAACCAUUAAAUUCUGUAGGGAUAGAUAACAGAAGGAUGCACAACAAUUUGGUCCCAUCUCUUUCAAGAGGUGAAAACCUAGCUGAUGUAAGUACACCUGUAAUACAGCUACUGGACCGUGUUAAUGAGUGUGAAUGUGGCAGUUCACUUGAGGAUGAAAGUGCAGUCCCAGUUGAGGUCAAUGUGCCUUUAAUAUUAGAAAGCUGUAGGUAUCCUGGUGAGAAUACUGAUGUUGGAAGUGGCACUUUAACAGCUAGUAAUGAAGCAGAGGAAAUUAUGAGUGACAGUACUUUGCCAGCUGAUUCCAGACAAGGCCAGUCCUCAGAGCAUGGUAAUGUAAACCACACUGCUAACAUUAGUAAACACAGGUUCCAUUCACAGAAAGAAACUCAUACCAAUAGGCAUGCUGAAGUUAAAAAUGAGGGUCAAUAUGGGGCCCUAUCACCCUCCUACCAGAUGAAAACAAGCUCUCUAAGGGAGGGGCAAGAAGAGGUCCCUAUGGUACAUAUUAAAAGAACUGAAGAAAAUUUGAAAUCUAUCACACAUGCAUCCGCAUUGUCAGAUGGGCAGAUGUCAAAAGAUUCAGAUGGAACAUUUGAGGCAUCUUUAGAAAUGGUAAACCUGAGCUGCUAUCAGGCAGAUAGUUUAUUGUCUGAGAUGACAGGAGAGGGGGAAUAUCUAUCAUCUGAAGCAGCUGGUCAAGGCAACCAGGAACCAGCACUGAGUGGAGAGAAGGCCUCGGCUGUGUGUAGUCAGCUCAUGGAGCCCUGCACCCUAUCUUCCGAUGUUGAUAGGGCCUCAGUGGAUGGAAGUUUCUCUGAUAACAUAUACAGACACAACCUGGCCUCAGAAAAUGCCAAUAAUAAACAUUUACAUCAGAGAGAGGGAGGGGUUGGCCACUUCUUUCCCCACCCUACAGAAUUCACUUCAUCCUCUAGAAUUGUAGAUUCAGAGUUUGAAAAUCCUGACCCUGAGACAGUUGCUGUGAUUGAAGUCUCAGAAGAUACAGGUAGCUUCCUGGGGGCGUGUGACGGCAUGCUCUUGAAAUUAUCUCAGGUUAAAGAAAUUAAGGCUGAAGAGAGGGAAGAUAGCAAUAUUGUAGUGCCAAUGGCAGCACAAGCAAAGGAAGAUGCAGGCUUCUCUUUAACCAAGGAAUUCAUGGGGUGUGAUAAAAAUGGAGAGGACUCUGAAAGGCAGUUUGAUAAAAAUGAUAAAAUCUCAAUAAAUAAACUGGUUCAUAUUUCGGGAAACUCCGAUAAACCUGAGCAAGGAUGUACCACAGAGACAGCUGGCUCUUCAGACCGACAUACAGCUUAUGAUUCAUCCGGGGCCCAGGAAAACUUUGAUACUUUCAAACCAGAAACUGAAACUGUGUUAGCUUGUGCAUUACAAGGAAGGGAUGGUAGGGUGAUCAGAGACACAGGAUCCCCCAGUUCACACAGAUUGGGGAAAGUGCAAGGCACGGCAGGAGAUGUAGUGCGAUCAAGUUUCAAUUCCGAACAUCUAGACUGGAGUAGUGAGGGACAGAAUUCAGGAGACAUUUCAGCAAGCAUCCGACUGAGGGAGGAGGCGGCAGAACCGCUGGGUGGAUGGAGGGAGUGUGACAGUCAUAACCACGAUUGGAUUGAUUAUGAUACAUUAGAUGAAGGUAAGACUGGAUAUAUUAAUGAAUCUACACCCAAAUUAGACUUGGUUGCAGACAAACAAAAUUGGCAUGUUGUGGAAAAUAUGGAAUCGUGUGAGAUGUCUGACAUAGGAUUCCAGGGUAUUGGUAGCCAUGAUGACAUGGAAUUUGCAAGUCACAUUGAUGCUAUAUCCACAGACAUUUGCUCACUUAACAAGACUGACAAAUCUCUUGAUGAAAUUCACGGCACCAGCCCGUUGUACAGAGAAAAGCAUGGGCAUUACAGGCAAGAAAACACACCCCAUCCUGUGUCCAUGUCACCUGACACAGAAAGGACACACAACAUCACAGGCUCACAAUGCUCCAAUAUUAUGUCAUCUACCCCAGGGGGCCAAAUAUCUGCAGGAUUUGAGACGGAAGUAAACUAUAAUGUCAGCACUGACCUACUUAGCAUGGAUGGAAAUAAACCUGAUAACAGUUCCACUAAGAAAUGUGAUAGCCAAACCUUGGGUAGAAUGUGGAGUGCAAGAAGUGAUAAGCUUUCAGCAAAGCUUCCUGAAAGAAGACUUGUCAUAGAUAAGAGAAAUUUGCACCCUGAAGGCUAUAAUGAAAACAUGCCUAUACAGAGAAGAAUUGUGUUAAACCCAGACUCCAAAGUUGUCAUGAGAGAUCCCAAAUCAAGUGGAUUGCUUGAAACUGUAACCUGCAACCACUCGCCUGAUAUUAGACUACAGUUGACUGUGUCAAGGGCUGAUGGGGAAAGUAGCAGCAAACCUGCUAGCAGACUACACACUUAUAAACCUGUCCACAAAUCUGAACUUUUGAAACAAAGCUCUGUGAGAAAAAGUUUAGCAGCUCGAGCUCAGCAGAAGGCCAUUACUUCAAGAUUUUCCCAAGAUUCUGUGAAUAAAGUUAAGACUGGUAAUGUUUUGAUGAAAAAGCCCCACCUAUCAGGGGGUGAUAAGAGUGCCUCUGAAGACCACACCUCUGCUACUGUGCCACAUGUUAGCUCCAUUGAAUUCUUGGUGAAAAACGAUUGCCAAACUAGUCAGAUGCUUCCUGCAAAAUAUGACAAAUUGUCACUGAUGGAGACAUUUAGUACCCCCAAAUCUGAAGCACAUAUUUGUGCAAGUGAUAGUGAGGUAAUGAAUAUCACAAAUUAUGUGUCUUCCUCGAAUGACAGUGACAGCAUAAAUGAUACAAAAGAAAUUGGAUUAAAAGUUGAGGAAGAUGUUAUUGUUGAGAGUAAAGAGAAUGAUGGAAUCUGUGAAGUCAUGGUCAGAAGGAAGCAGGAUAAUGCUGUGAGUGUGUCAGCCAGGUUUCUAACAGCAGACGACAGUUUGCAGGUAGCAGACAACUCAUUACCCUUGGAAGCUAACGACAACACAUCACAAGCAGACGCCAUUGUGGAUAAGGCAGCUGUGGCUCUCAGACCAGACACAAUUUUCUCACUAAUGGCAGAUGGCUCUGUGCAAACUGAAGAAGUUUGUCCCCCUCUGAUGGAAAACACCAAAACUGCAAAAUCACCAAGGCUUCCACCUCCAGUCGUAUCACCAAAACCAAAAGUAUCUGUCUCAGCCGAUGGAAAAAUUGACUUGAGCUAUUCUGAUUUGUCUCCAUGCAUUGUUACCCCUGAUGAGCAAAUUGAUCUUAAGUCUGUGAUUACAACUCAGCAUGCUCAACCUUUGCAGUGUCCAAUUGCUGUCAUUAGUAAUGAAUUUGGAUUUGAACCUCUUUCAAGUGAUCCCCCAAACUCUAGCACAGUGAGCUGCCCUGAGCUACCUGAUGGAGAAACCUCUGCAGUGACUGUCACGGAGAAUUAUGUAAAAGAUGUCAGUAAUGAGGAACAUCUUAUACCAAGCAGUGCUAACUCAGAUAGUACUGAAAACAAAUUUGAUUACGAAUUGACAGUCAGACCCACACAAACAGACGUGGCCUCUAUAGCCCCACCCAAGGAAACAUCAAUAGACUUGUGUAGUUUUGACAGGUCGUCUGAAAUUUCUUCACCUGAAUGUCCAACUACUGAAACUGUGUCAAAUCAAGCACUGAAACGAUCCAAUGGGACAACAUCAUUACACCACUGGCAGACCGUCAAAAAUAAAUUCCUGAGUAAACCAUCAAGGAAAGUCAGCAAAGAGAAAGUGAACAUUGUACCGUCAGCUCAUGGGAGCGUGGAGAAAACCAUUGAAGAAUAUGAAGAAUGUUUAGACAAGAAAUUGAACACUGACCGUAAAGACAAAAAUGACGAGAAGUCUGUAGAAAGUUCACGUGUCUCUGAGAUUCGACGAUCACUCAGUGAAAGGCUGACCAAAUCCCCACAUCCUGAAACUCCACCUGCCACUCCCUCCCCAUCUCCAACCAGGAAAUACAAAUGGAUAAGAGGGGAGGGGGGGAUUUGGAAGAAAAAGUUUUUAUCUGACUCCGGGGAGAGUGGGAGUGAGUAUGAGGAUUAUGCAAAGGAAGAUCAGGAGGAGAUCCUGGCCAAGUUACCACCUGUAAAUAGACAUGAAAGAAAUAUUGACAGAGAAUCUUCAUCUGAGUCGGAAUAUAAGCCCGGCAAGGAGGGUGGUUGGCAGUUACUUGGAGACUUUGGUGUUGACAAUGAAAUGGAAACAUCAGCAUCAGAAGUUGAAGACCCAGAUAUGAUUGAACAUUCUAUAAAUAUGGACAGAGGGAGGCAGUCUGGAGACAAUGUAGUGAUGGAGAAACCUGGAUAUGUGGAGGAUAAUGAUGGUGUUUGUGUUGAAAAGGUGGAUUUUGAGACUGCAAGAUCACAUUUUAAUGAAAAGCCAAUUCUACCUAGCUUGAGUAGACGAAAUAGCAGCAUUGAAAAUAUGGAUAAGCAAAUGGAUGAAAAACUUCAGAACAAAAUACAAGCAGUUCACCUUCCUGAUACAAAUAUAGAUUCUACUUGUCAUGUGAACGGAAGUAAAGACACUGAGUCUAUAUUUGACAAAAUCAACAACUUUGAUACAGACAGAUUUGAUAAUGUGUCUCCAGUUAGCAGUGGGAAUGCUAAUUUGCUUACUUCUCUUAAUACGGAUACCACACUUGGACAUGCACCAAAUAUGGAUCUCAAAUGUGAAAAUAUAGAGCCUGAAGUAGACAAAUGCAUCAAAUUGGCUGCUGGCGGUUGUGAAAAUGUUUCCUCUGUCAUAAUUGCAGAUGUCUUAAUGAAUGUUGAUGUUGAAAACAUGGACAAACUGUGUGAGUCCAUUUCAGAAGUGUUUCCUUCAGCCGGCAGUGAUGAAAGUGAGGAAGCGAGUGUGGCUACCUGUGACAUGAAGCCAGGGAACUCCACACUGGAUGCAAACAGGGACAGCAGUAUCACUGAUUCCGCUGUGUAUGAUGCCAUCCCCGACUGUGAGCCUAUCAGCAACCUUGACAACAGAACUUUUCUUGAUGGGAGUUGCUCAGAUGAAGAAGAAGUGCAAACCCAUACCUGUGUGUAUGAUAAAUUCAGUAUAACUGACUCAGGAUUUAACGAGGACUCGGCUAACUUAGACUUUCACAGUAUGCGAGACACUGCCAGUACUGAGAGGGACAAAUGUAUGACCACUGCAGGUGCGAUACAGGUGUCUGAGUUGAGUACGGAUGAAGAAUUAGGAAAUGAUAGGUUCCAUCAGACAUUGAGUGGAGACACGGGUUUAAUGACCAGUUGCGAUGGAGAUAUCUCCCAAGAUGAGAGUUCUGACAGAUUCCUCAUGCAAACAAUGACUGUGUCAGAGGAACAGGUUUCAAGUGAUUACAUUUCUGAGCAUGCAGGCCAGCAAGAAGCUGACAAAAAUGUUGCCCUGUCUGAAAGUGAGGGAAAGUUUAUCCCCAUAGAGGCGUCCCCCAUUCUACAUAAAAAAUGUGUGGAGUUGAAUUCUCAAGAAGAGUCUGAGGAUCAGGUUUCCAUCUCAGCUGCACCAAGUUCAGAAAACAUCAGCAUUUCCCAUGCCUAUGUCCCAAAGCAAGACAGUGUCAUUGAGGGAGAGGUUGUGGAGCAGCAGCUCUCGGAGGCAUGGGACACAGAAUCAGAACACUCUUAUUACUAUGGAUACGAGAAUACGGAUACUACAUGUGGGGAUGAAGACUUGGAUACCACAGUGACAGAUGAUGAAACAGAUGACUUAUGUGAGCUUGUUAUUACUGAAGACUUGGACACAACAGUGGUUGGUGCCCAGGGAGGGGAGACAGUGGAUUUACACAUAGAGGAAGACAGCGCUGUCACGCCUGUGCUGGCACCUCAAGGUCACGUUGACAUGGCGUACACUCCACGUAGAGGGGCUGGACGUAGGUAUUCCUAUGCAGGGUCUACAGUCAACUAUAGUUCUUUGUCGGGGUCAAGUCUGCCAGAUGCCCCUGAAAGUGGAUACUGGAACACACGAAAGGCUUUCUGGGAAAAAGAUUCAAGCGAGCUCCUGGCAGAGAUUUCAGAACUUGAGGAAAGUUUUGAGGCUGUAGAGGGCACUGAGACGGAACAGCAUCGAAGUGCGUCUGUUAGUCCGGUCAAAGUUGCUGAACACCCAGGGGGGACAACUCCACGACGGUUACAUAGGAAGAAGUCAGGACGUCGUAGUUUGAGCCUUCCAAGUGGAACUUUGUCCUAUGGGGAUGUCAAAAUCACCUAUGUUGAUGGACACUUUGUGGCAGAGCCACCUAGUUCUGAAUCAGAGACUAACCCUCAACCGUAUACUGGAAGUCAGAGUGACACUGUCAACAGUGGAAGUGUACCAGCUACAAGCUCCGAGUCAGUCACUGAUGUGAACAGCAACGACGACACUCUAUCCAUUCUGUCGGACCUGUCCAUUAGGGAUGAACUGUUGUCAUUGUUAAACCAGCAUUUAGUGGAUAGUGAUGUGUUUUACAACCACCCGCUGGACUGGAACUGUAACCAUGCGGGGAGUGACUCCUCCUCGCACUCCAGUCAGAGCAGUCUGGCUAUGAUGCCAGCAUCAUCAACAUUGCCACGGAGGACCGGUCGGGACAAUGACGGAAAUCGCCCAGUUUCUGUAGAUGACAUACAGUUACUUCGAAAUGUAUAUCUUCAAGAACAGUGUGAAAGUCAAGGUGACAAUGAAGGUCAAAGCCACACAAGGAACUACAGUUUUCGAGAAGCUGUAAAUCAGGACUUGUUGUCUGAUCCCAGGAAUGGUCGUAGGAGACUGUCUGUACAAGACGAUAAAAGUGAGAGAUCUAGAUCAAAAAGUCCAAAUUUCUUCCAAAGAAUGUUGUCUAAACGAAAAUCAUUCUCAGAAAAAGUGGCAAAACUACCUCAAGAUGAGGGAACAUCCAGAAAAGACACUUCGAUAGUUAGACGCAUGUCAUUAAAAAGUUUGUUCAAACGGAAAAAUCGGAAAGGUUCAGAUGAACCAGACAGUCCACCAAUUGCAGCUUUCCUUAAAGAUGAGGACAUCGGUGCUAUCAGUUCAUUACCAAACUCUCCAUUUGUGUCAAAGCGUGUUCAGAGAGUACAAACAGACCCACACAUACAGAUUCGAAGACCAGUUCAGAGAUGUCCCGAUGAGUCUCAGUCUAGCAUGAAAUCACCAUCCCUCAGUCAAUCAAUCAUCAGGAGUGGCUCCAGGCCUGGCCUCACUCGACCAGACGUACCACCCAGGCGAAGACAGAGCUCAUCUAGCUCUAUAAAGCAAGGUUCAUUAACAGAUCGGAGUUCUGGGGAGUACAGUAUAUGUGAGUUUGACAUAGGAGCAGAUGACAGACUUACACCGCGAUCUUCGUCACCGUCCAUAGUUGACAAUGAGCGAGACGCCACACUUCUUGCAUCUCCUCAUUCUGGGGACUUUGUCCAAUCUGUUGCAGUGCAUCCAAAUAGGUUGAAUCCUCGGCUUGAUCAGAUGUCACCACAGGAAUUUGAAAAACUGUCAGGAAAACUUGUACGAGGGGAGAUAACUUCAAGUAACAGCAACGACAGCGGAAUACAACAUGAUGCUGUCAUAUUGUCCAGCUGUGAAUCUCUCAAGGUAUCCCCCGACACAGCGACACCCGUCAACAUGGCGGUGAAGCUGAGGAAAACCCCCUCCCCAAAGCAGGAGCGUCCUAAAUCGGACAUCACAGUGCGCUGGGCUGACCUCCUGGAGCAGGUGAGGGAAACCAACAUCACCUACAGGAACGAUGGACAGACAAUACGUAAACGACCACGGCCAAAGUCAGACUUAGAAGCUAUCCUGUAUGUUGAUGAAGGUUUAGCUGAUGCGGAUGCUGAUAAGGUUGAUGACAUGUGUGAAGGAGGAAGUACAUUGUUGACAGACACAAUGCGAGCAUUUGGGAGCAUCAGCAACCUACGACCAAGUGACUCACUUCGGAGUCUGCGAUUGGUGGAUGGAAUACAAGUGGAACUCAGAAGAAGUGGGCAGGAGGACCGUGUGUUGUCAGCAAAGCUUGUCAAGUCACGGAGAAUGUCCACACCCCACCCUAUCAAAACCCGAGCAGACAAGACUGCAACACUGACAAGCAAGUCCCACAGCAAGGCUCCAGUCAUGGUGCGCUCACACAGCAUGCCAGAGAAUCUGGAUAAACUACACCGGAAGAAGAACUUUCUUAGUCUCAUUGGGUCGGACAACCAGAGCCUCUACAGCCAGAGAAGUGGAGACGAUUCCUCCGACGAGUCGGAAUAUUCCGUGGAAUUUACGAUACACGACAAAUGUCCCAGCACUAGGUCCUCUCAGAUGGCGCUGGCAACGCUGGACGAGAUGCAGGAGGAGACGAGGACCUUUGCAGAGGCCCUUUGGGAUCAUGUGACCAUGGACCCGGAUGAGCUGGGUUUCCGAGCAGGGGAGCAGAUCCGGGUGACGGACAUGUCGGACAAGGACUGGUGGUUCGGGUGUACGGAGCAGCGCCGGGGCUGGUUCCCGGCAGCCUUUGUGCGGCUGUGGGUGAAUCAGGAGAGGUUUGACGAGGACAUGAUCAUACACGAUGAAACCGAGGAGUCUCCGAAACUCAGGAACCAUGGGAUGAACACUGAUCAAGGUCGGGCCAAUGUUGUCAAUGAAAUCAUCCAUGCAGAACGAGAAUAUGUCAAGCAUUUACGUGAUGUUGUUGAGGGUUACCUCAAACAGGCCAAAAAGAGACCAGAAAUGUUCCCCGAGGAGAAGAUCUCAAUCAUUUUCGGAAACAUAGAGGAAAUCUACAAUUUUGCCACCAAGUUUCUUGCCAGCUUGGAUAAAGUUUUCAACAAGGAAGCCCCUCACAUGAGUGGUGUUGGCGAAGUUUUCCUCUCACAUAGCAAGAGUUUUGAGAUCUACUCCGACUACUGCAACAACCAUCCAGGGUCGGGGGAGGUGGUCAAGGAAUUGUACAGGAACAAAAAAUACAGACAUUUUUUCGAGGCAUGUCGUCUGCUCCAGGAUAUGAUAGAGAUCCCCUUGGAGGGUUUCCUGCUAACCCCUGUCCAGAAGAUCUGCAAGUACCACCUCCAACUGAAUGAGCUGCUCAAGUACACACCACCAGACCACCAAGACUUCCACUUCGUUAAGGCAGCACUUGACUCCAUGAAGAAAAUAGCCACACUCAUCAAUGAGAGGAAGCGCAAGAUGGAGAGUAUCGAGAAGAUUGCCAUGUGGCAGGCAUCAGUGGAUGACUGGGAGGGCGAUGACUUGUUGCAGCUGAGUUCGGAGUUGAUCUACUCCGGGGAACUGAACAAGAUUAACUCGAGUGGCUGGUCACAGGAAAGAUACUUCUUUCUUUUUGACCAUCAACUUGUUUACUGUAAAAAGGAUCUACUGAAAAAGAAUGGUUUCUGCUACAAAGGUCGGGUUGACCUCGAUCACAGUGACAUCAUACCGCUGGCUGAUGGGAAGGAUGCCCAGUACAAUGUUACAGUAAAGCAUGCAUGGAAGAUUCACGACACCAUGCGAGACAAGUGGUACCUGCUGGUUGCCAAGUCGGACCAAGUGAAGCAACGGUGGCUCAAGGCUUUCGAGGAUGAGAGGAAGAGGGUUAAAGAUGACCAGGAAAACAAUUUCAACAUCCCUGUGCACUUAAAACAGACAGCUAUCCACAACCUCAAACAGAAAUCACAUCUUGCAAAACCAAAAGGGAAGAGAAAGGCAGCUAGAAGUGCAAGUCUACGUCACACAAAGAAAGAUGCUACAUUUGCGGUGCCAGGAACACUUCCCCGCAAGAAGCAGCAAGAUUCACUUGGGGACAUAAACCAAUCAAAGAAACUAACAUGGUUCUUUCUGGGUCAGGGGAAGAAAAAGUGAAGAAUGUGUUUGCGGCUAGCUCCUGCUGGCAAAGAGACGCCAGCAUUACUGGCAGUGUUUCUUCACUGUUCCCCACCAUUGUCUUAUAGUGAACACACGUCACAAACACUAUUUAUCAACUGAUUUUGUUCCAUGUCAAACAUGGACAGAUUUAUUACAAGAUUGGUGUCUAUUAGGUGCCAGAUGCUACUAUUGGUUCCUAUUUGAUAUCAGAUACUACCAUUGGUUCCUAUUUUGUGCUACCAUUGGUUUCUAUUUUGUGCCAGACACUACCAAUGGUUAUUCAUAUCAAGUGCUACAACAUGUUAUAGACGAUAGUGCAGUGUGUGUCCACUUAUAGAGAAGCAUAAUGAUUCUUACCCUCUCAAGGAUGGAAUGGCCUAGUUGUAAGUGUGGAUGGAUUAGCAGCUUGUGGUAUGACGGCUAGAGACAUAUCUGGACAGUGCUAGCAGUGUUGUCAUGCCAUUGGUGCCAGUCAAGGACCUUGUGAUGUAGAUAUUGAAGGCUUGAGGUUCCUAUAGCUGCCUAGACCAGACUGAACUUACAUUGCCUGCAGUAGGCCAUGGAAACAACAGGACUUCUGUCUCAGCUGCACAGCUUUAACUUGUGUUUUAUGUACUGUCCAUGGCCUACAGCCAUUGUUAACCAGUCAUUUUUAGUCAUUCAGAUUCACCUGUUGUAGUGCUUAAUUCAAUUUUAUGUAUAUUGUGCUUCAUUAAUGCAAAUGACAGUUGUCUGUUAAGAGACAAAUAUUUUCUAACAUUUAUAUAUUCCUACAAGUAUUUACAAACUAUUGUUUGUACAUUUUGAAUUAGAGGAGGUUCAUACAUUAAUUAUUUAUCCACUAUUACUGCUGAAAUGUGCAGGGGAAUAAGCUGCAUGUUGUCUAGACCUUUCUCUUCAUUACAAUAUUUCCAAUUCAAAGCCAUUCUAUGUGUAUUUCAUAAAGUAGGCCAUGUUAGUGAAAUCCCACAUUGAGACCACUUAUACAAGAUGUGUUCAUUCCCCCAGCAGUGGGUGUAGGGUACAGAUAAACUGGACCAAACAAGUUUACAGCAUUUGUUCUGAAUCAGGUUUAUGUCCUUGAUACUGUCCUGAAUGUUUGACCAGGUCAAGGAACAAGACUCCAGUAACAGUGUACAGGUGCUAAAGGCAGGCCUCUGGGCAACCUGCACAACUCUAUUCCUAUACACCUUUGUCAAGAUGCCAGAGUAAUAUAUUGAGGAAUACCACACAAGUAUUACAGAAUGCCACAGGUCAUCACUGUAACAUUUAUGUCCUACUGGCAAGAGUAAUCAAAUGAGAAUAAACAAGUUUUCCUUCAUACACAAAUUAGCUGAAGUACAAUUGUAUAGUUCCUUUACAUCGAAGGACAUGCCAUCUUGUCUCACAUGGGAGACACAUCUCAUAACAGAGCAAGGGAUGUAACUCAUGUGACAAAUGAAAAAAAAACAGUGCUUGUUCAUUAAAGGGAGAUAAUUUUUUUGCUGAUGUGAAUAGAGUUAUCUGCCUUCCAUUUGCUCAACCCAUUAUCGAAGCUAGUCCACAUGUCUUUCAAUCUGUACAUGAUCUGUGGAUGCAAGCCCAACACCAACUGUGGCUGUUAUCAACUAUGUCAUGUAACAACAGUGUAAAUGUGUAUUAUAACAAUCUGAAAGGGGUGGUCAAGUCCUGGACAUAAAAUACAAUGUACAGUAGUUGUAGAAUAACAAUGUGAAAUACAAUGUAGGAGUUAGUUGGUAUUCCACUGAUCCGUUCUUAUACUCCAGUUCUACUUUCACACAAACAUACCCUGGAUAAUGUGUUCGUCUACAUAGCAUAAUGUCCUAAUCUAGUUGGAAGGAGAAAAGGGUUGCAGUUAGUGGGAUCAAUGGUCGUAUGUUAGGUGGAAGGUCACCAAGACACUAUGUGCAAAGCUACAUGUUUUUAAACAAUACAAAUAUUUCAUGAGUAUUUGGCUGCCAUCUUAGCAUUAGAAGGUGCUUGUGACUAGAUCUGUGCAAGGUGAGUGUUUUUUAAAAUGUGUAAUACAACCAGUUGGUGCAAUACCUAGGAUGCCGUGAGCGAGAACAGAAAUAAGUGUUAGAUCUGAAUGAACUAUAAGUUUCAAAUGUUGGUUAUAAUGAAACAAUAUUGAUCCACUCAUGAAAAUAAAGAUAUGAUCUUUAAUAAUUUCUGACUUUUCAAAUGUACACAUCUUUUAAUUGCUUUGUACAUAGACAUAUGUAUUAGAUCUCAUGGCUUGUGUACAUACAUUGUCUCUGCUGGCUAUUUAUACACUUUGUCUGGAUGUGCAGACACUUUUAUACAUCUUUUUCUGCUGUUUGUAAAUAUGUACAAAUAUUCAUCCUCAAAUAAAUGAUCACAAUAA
Molecule: messenger RNA, 18101 nt
Organism: Haliotis rufescens (red abalone)
Lineage: Eukaryota; Metazoa; Mollusca; Gastropoda; Lepetellida; Haliotidae
Exons: 17
Coding region: 131-15730 (5199 amino acids)
Biological process (GO): intracellular signal transduction
Molecular function (GO): guanyl-nucleotide exchange factor activity; protein binding
Source: RefSeq, a predicted model, not a curated record